CUUCACACUUGAAAAAUAAGACCACACAGCUGAGAACCAAAGACCAACAUUUGAACAAGAUUGUAGUCCAAUAUUAUGGAGAAGGAAAACAAGCUAAAAGCAGAGACUUCAUUGGAAAAUCAGACGUUUUCAAAUCAAAUUCCAACUAGCUUUUCUUUACCAAACAUCUUUGAUAUGUUGUAUGAAACUGAAAAGGAUUCUUUAGAUACAAUAUUUGGUGCUCAUCUUCUUGAUUACUAUAAUACAACUACUACUCCUUCCAUUUUUGAUUUGCUCCAAACUCCAUUGCAAACACCCUUAUUAAUACCACCUCAAUCGUUGUUUACUUCAAUAUCUACCACUUCAACAUUUCAAGAAUCAUCUCCGGUGACGCCCAAUUCGCUGUCGAUCUCUUCAUCAUCACUUGAAGCUGCCGAUGAUGAUCAGCAGAGCAACACAGUAAAGCAAAAAAAUGAAGAGCAAGAUCAAGACAAGUAUAAGAAACAGUUAAAACCUAAAAAGAAGAAUGUCCAAAAGAGGCAAAGAGAGCCAAGAUUUGCAUUCAUGACCAAGAGUGAAAUUGAUCAUUUGGAUGAUGGUUACAGAUGGAGGAAAUACGGCCAAAAAGCAGUGAAAAACAACCCCUUCCCAAGGAGCUAUUAUCGUUGUACAACUGCAUCAUGUGGUGUAAAAAAGAGAGUGGAAAGAUCAAUCAAAGAUACUUCAAUAGUUGUUACAACUUAUGAAGGUACUCACACACAUCCAUGUCCCAUGACGCUGCGCGGUAGCACCGGCGUUCUGCCGCGAACCACCGCCUACUACGGUGGCGCCAUUGGUGGUGGUAAUGGUGGAGGAGGAACUUGUAGUAAUUCCUCUUUGUCUAUCCCACAACUUCAAUAUUAUCAAGAACAGGAGCAGCAAACAGUACUCCAUUUCCCUACUACAACUUCACAUUUAAAUAACUUUACCGUUGGUUAUACUUCUUUAUUUUCGACUAAUUCACUCGAAGAAAGAAGGUUCUCGCCCUCCCCUUAUUCUUCCUCUUUGACCGGAGACGAUGGGCUUCUUCAUGAUAUGGUGUCAUCACAGAUAAGAAGAGAUACUAAAGAAGAGUAGGAAAAGAGAGGCUUAAUUUCUUUUUAUAAUUCGUAUCUUAUUUCUUGCGCGGUUAAUUAAUUAGAAACUUUUUCGGAUAUCGUACAACGACUAGUUUAGUUAGCUUAUAGUUAACCUUAAUUAGCAAGUUCAUAUAUAAAUGGUGAUAUUCUUUCAUGUUGUAGAAUUCUUUCAAUGUACUCAAAUAGUUUAAUUCAAGGAUUUUGGACGUUCUUUGCAGUUUGUAUAUACAGUUAUUCCUAAUUUUAG
Messenger RNA from Nicotiana tabacum (common tobacco), 1344 nucleotides. Its product is annotated as putative WRKY transcription factor 48. Gene Ontology annotation, molecular function: sequence-specific DNA binding; DNA-binding transcription factor activity. The record is from RefSeq and is a predicted model, not a curated record. NCBI's taxonomy places the organism in Eukaryota, Viridiplantae, Streptophyta, Magnoliopsida, Solanales, Solanaceae. Gene Ontology annotation, biological process: regulation of DNA-templated transcription.